Messenger RNA from Salarias fasciatus (jewelled blenny), 4563 nucleotides. It is a transcript of the gene znf711, whose product is annotated as zinc finger protein 711. The coding region runs from base 276 to 2855 and encodes 859 amino acids. Gene Ontology annotation, cellular component: nucleus. The record is from RefSeq and is a predicted model, not a curated record. Gene Ontology annotation, molecular function: metal ion binding; RNA polymerase II cis-regulatory region sequence-specific DNA binding; DNA-binding transcription activator activity, RNA polymerase II-specific. Gene Ontology annotation, biological process: regulation of transcription by RNA polymerase II. NCBI's taxonomy places the organism in Eukaryota, Metazoa, Chordata, Actinopteri, Blenniiformes, Blenniidae. The transcript is spliced from 8 exons.
CCCUCUGCUCGUCAGGAAGCAAGCUGAUUGGCCGAGGCCUAGCAAAGAGUGCCCGGGGAUCCAAAACUGCAGGCCGCACUUAGCUUACCGUCAAAAAUAAACCAAAACAAUAACUGACAAAACUGAGAACGGGGAGAAACACCGGUACACUCAGAGGACGGCGUUAUCAGAGUGGUUAAUUACCUUGAUGAAAGAAAACACCUCAAGUAUCCUGUUGGUUUUAUGGUAAAAGAUUUUGUCAGCAAAUGUGAAGUCCUCCUUUACAAAACAGAGACAUGGAUCAAGGAGGAGGGGUGUUGGAGCUUCACACUCAAGAGUUGAAGAUGCCCCACGCUAUGAUCAUGCAAGACUUCGUUGCAGGCAUGGGGGGGCUGGCUCACAUUGACGGGGAGCACAUUGUGGUGUCAGUUCCUGAAGGUAUGCUUCUCUCUGAUGUGAUGACGGACGAGGGCAUCCUGCUCGAGCACGGACUGGAGGUGGAAGGCUUGGAGACUCAAGUGGUUCAAGGUCUUGAGACAGAAGUGGUGGAAGGAUUGGAGACUGAAGUUGUGGAGAGCUUACACGCAGACGUGGAGGGGCUGGACACGGAUGUUGACGGACUUCAGACGCAAGUGGUCGAACUGGAGGCCCAGGUCGUCGAGGGCCUUGAGGGCGAAGUCGAAGUGGAGGGUCUCGAGGCACAAGUAGUGGAGGGCCUGGAAACGGAGGUGGAUGUGGAGGGCCUCGAGGCUCAUGUUGUCGAAGGCCUGGAGGAGGAGGUGGAGGUGGAGGGCUUAGAAGCCGAGGUUGUUGAAGGUCUGGAGGUAGAUGUGGAAAGUCUGCAGUCUCAAGGGGUGGAGGCACAUGAAAUCAGCAGCGAGGACAUGGUGGCUUCAGAGCACAGUGUCAUCAUGCCCGAAAAUAUCCUGGGAACAGAGGUCGCAAUAGAGGAAGCCCUGGACGCCCAUCACCACCACGUCCUAACGUCUGACCUAAUUCGGGACUCAAAUCACCACCACGACGACAUGCCAGACCAGGUGUUCGUGGCCCAGCUGCUGUCGGAGCAUCAGGACAACACACUGGACCACCAACUUGUGUCAGAAGGGCUGAUGGUGGCAGAAGCCAACUCUGAGACCAUAAUCCAUGAACAGCUGCCAAAUGAGGCUGUUCCCCUGCAGACAGACGAGGAUGAUGAUGCAAGAAGCAGCUCUGAGGAUUACCUGAUGAUCUCCUUGGAUGAGGUUGGAGAGAAGCUGGACAUAGGAGACACUCCGCUUGAGAUCAGCACGGAGGUGAUGGAGGACAAGGACUCGAAGGAAGAGGAUGGCACAGAGGUCAUCAAAGUCUACAUCUUUAAAGCCGAAGCAGACGACGAUCUGGGUGGAACUGAGGUGAUAACGGAGGAUGAUUACCACAACGGCCACCCUGACCUGGAGGCGGCGUCAUCAGGCAGACUGGGAGUCGGCCGUGACAAGAUGGUCUACAUGGCGGUCAAGCACCAGCCGAAAGAAGAGGAGGAUGAUGAAGAUGACAGCGAUGAUGAUGACGACGACGACGUUGGUAAUACUAUUGACCAGGUGAAGAAUGGAGCCGCCGCAACUUUUCUGCAAAUCCGUGACGGGCUUGGCGCAAACCGUGUAGUCAAACCCAAAACCAAGAAAAGGAAGAAAGGGGAUACACGGCAGUGUCAAACUGCUGUUAUCAUUGGACCAGAUGGAAUGCCGCUGACGGUUUACCCUUGCCACAUCUGUGGAAAGAAGUUUCGGUCUCGGGGAUUCCUCAAAUGCCACAUGAAAAACCACCCGGAUCAUCUGCUCAAGAAGAAGUACCAGUGUACAGACUGCGACUUCACCACCAACAAGAAAGUCAGUUUCCACAACCACUUGGAGAGCCACAAGCUGCUGAGUCACAACAGCGAGCGCUCUCCAGAAUACACUGAAUACACGCGGCGCUACCACGAGUCCAGCCCCCUGGGCUCCGACAAGCUCAUUGUCAAGGACCGGGAGCCCAAACUCCACCACUGCAAGUACUGCGACUACGAGACGGCCGAGCAGGGGCUGCUCAACCGCCACCUGCUCGCCGUGCACAGCAAGAACUUUGCGCACGUGUGCGUGGAGUGCGCCAAAGGCUUCCGUCACCCGUCGGAGCUGAAGAAACACAUGCGGACCCACACGGGAGAGAAACCCUAUCACUGCCCGCACUGCGAGUUCCGCUGUGCGGAUCAGUCCAACCUAAAGACUCACAUCAAGAGCAAGCACGGCGCCGACCUGCCUUUCAAGUGCAGCCACUGUCCCCAGGCGUACGCCGACGCGCGGGAGCUCCAGCGGCACAUAGAGAUGGUCCAAGGCCACAAGACCCACCAGUGCCCGCACUGCGAGCACAAGAGCACCAACUCCAGUGACCUGAAGCGGCACAUUAUCUCGGUUCACACCAAGGACUUCCCCCAUCAGUGCGACGUCUGCGAGAAAGGCUUUCACAGGCCUUCGGAGCUGAAGAAGCACGCCGAGACACACAAGGGCAACAAGGUGCACCAGUGCCGGCACUGUAACUUCAACGCCCCCGACACGUUCACCUUAAGUCGCCAUAUCUUGUCCUUGCACACGAAGGAUCUCCCCUUCAAGUGCAAGCGCUGCCGGCGAGGUUUCCGGCAGCCGGCCGAGCUGAAGAAGCACAUGAAGACACACAGCGGUAGAAAGGUUUAUCAGUGCCAGUACUGCGAGUACAACAGUACGGACGCUUCCGGCUUCAAGCGGCACGUCAUCUCGAUUCACACCAAGGACUACCCCCACCGCUGCGACUACUGCACCAAGGGCUUUAGGAGGCCUUCAGAGAAGAGCCAGCACAUAGCCAGGCAUCACAAAGACAUGUUGAUGUAACGCCGCCGUGCACACGAACACACUCCUCUCUCCCGAGUAAUUCUGUGUCACACACCCAGACGUAAUUUUAGUGUAUUUAAUAACCCACGGAUGCCGGCAGUUGAUUACAACAAUAUAUAUGCUGUUCUGUGUUGUAUUGGGUCUCAACCUCCUUCCCCCAGGGAUAAUCCAAGAACACCUUUUAGAUUUUGGGGUGAAGUCUAAAGAAAACGAAAAGAUAAAAAAAAAAAAAAGAAAGAAAAAAAGACUGUACUGUGGAACAGCUGUAAAUUGUCUUUUGUUUUUGUUGCAGAAAAUCACAUAUGAACAUAUAUUCAGGGUUUCAAAUGUCUAUAUUUUUAUACCCACUCAGCUGAAAUGCUGCAAGAUGACGACUGUCACGUAAAACAGAAAGCGGUGCUUUGUAAACGUCGUGCUCGUUCCUUCAGAUGACACGGACUGAGUACAGGAGAAAUUCGCCUCCAUAGUAUCAGCUUGUAUCCUUUCCUCAUUAACCAGCUUCUACUCUUGACAAUUGUUUUCGCCAUCAUCCGGUCUGCAGUCGACCGGGCCAUUCAUGAGUUUCAAAUUGGUUCUCAGCGAUGUUGACACACCAACGCAUCUCGGAAAAGAUAUCUCAUUAAACCCAACCGUUGAUCUUGAAUAGUUUCGCCGUUCGCUCCCAAGUCUGAACACCCGAGUUCCGUUAUAAUGAAUCAUGUACAAAUAAUAUAGGCUGUAUUCUGUUAAAUAUGUCUUAAAAAUGGAAUCAGAAAUUCUCUGGUUUGCUCUACAGUGUCGAGCAUGGAGCAGAGGAGCGCAGUUGGUUUCUUAGAAUUUCCCUAGUGUACACGUUUCUGACACACAGACCUGCUAUAUCGAUGCAGAUAAUCGACCAGUGUAUUGAUAUUAUUAAUAUUAUCGUAUGAGCUUGACAGGAUGGUUGGCCUCACGUUAAUAACCCCUGAAUGAAGUGGUUUUUAUCCUACUGCCACUGCAAGUUGCGUAUGUGUGACAGUAUCUAUGGACUCUUUCAGCUCACCAUUAGGUCGCGAUCAUGCCUUACAUCUGUUGGUCCGCAUCCCUUAAAGCACUGAUGAACACAGCUGAACAGAAAACAAGUGAUUUUUAACUCUCAAACAUGCUGUAUCAAUGCCAUUCUCUCAGAGAUUGUGUUUGAGUCAGUAGAAAGCACUUUAAUCAUUUAUUUGUAUUUUAAAAGGCGCGUAUGGGGAGGGUGUUUUAGAUAUAUCCCAAGAAUCUAUCUACAAAUGCCAUUGUCGUGAACACGCAGAGCUUUGUGAGUGGGUACAGGUUGUUCUUGAGUGUUAUCUCUAGCAAAGUGGGCACCAUCCACGACCACACCGAAAAACAGAGUUGUCAUUGCAAGCGGUGGGUGAAACCAUUUAUUGUUUUGUUCUAUGGAUAAGUGAUUGGGUUUCGUGUUUUGUUUGUGCUCACUAAAAAGUUUCCCAGACACUAGUCCUCCGGUCCUGAAUAACCCCGCCCGAUCCCAGGCCAAGCGUGGGACUAUUUCCUCCGAGUCAGUGGUCAUCAUAUUUGGCAUUAGUCCUUGAAGUAUGCACAUAUGCUGUCUCCAUGAAAUUAAUUGUGGUAUAUAUUAAAAAAAAAUCCCUGCAUUUCGUGUACCUUAGUCUAUAUUUUAUUUCAGUCUGAUUGUGGAUAAACUACUGGUGGGGAAGAACCAAAAUAAACAGCUAUCUUUUUA